UAAACAAAGUUUUAUUUAAAGAAUCAUUCUUAAACGUUUCUACAGUAAAUUAAGAGUUGAAUAGCGUCUUAGAAAUAAAAAUUAAUCAUCAUCAAUUAAUCACCAAUGGAAGAAGGCUUCAAAGUUCCAAUAUUUCCAGCAAGACCUCCAAAACAAGAAGAGAAAUCAGCAGAAGAUGUCGAAGUAACAAAACCAGAAAUUCCUUACAAAAUCCCAAAAUGGAAUGGACCAUGUCCUGACCAAUCUUACAGUUUUGAAGUUCUUAAAAAUGGAGUGAUCGUAGAGGAAGUGAAAAAUCUUCAAGAAAAAUCAUUCUGGAUGAUCGGUCGAUUGCCUUCAGGAAGUAGCGGCGUUGACAUCAGCGCAGCUCACCCAACAAUUUCCAGAUAUCAUGCAGUACUUCAAUAUAAAGACACACACUCUGAAGAUGAAACAAAUAAUGAGAAAAAGGUGGAAUCUGGAUGGUUUAUCAUUGAUUUAGAUUCAACUCAUGGAACUUUUUUAAAUAAGAUGAGAAUAAAACCACGAAUUUACGUUCGUGUAAGAGUAGGACAUCAGUUAAAAUUUGGAAACUCUACACGAAAUUAUAUUCUUCAAGGCCCACCGGAAGAUGAAGAAAGCGAAUCAGCAUUUACAAUAACAGAAUUAAAAGAACAGAAAGUUCAACGAGAAGCUGAAUUACGACAAAAAGAAAAUGAUGAAAAGCUGAAGCAACAACAGAUGGAAAAAGAAAAAGAGGAAGCUGGAGUAAGUUGGGGAUUUACUGAUGACGCUGAAGAAGAACCAGAUUUAAACGAAAAUCCUUAUGCGAAAACAAAUAAUGAAGAAUUAUUCCUUGAUGAUCCCAAAAAGACUUUAAGAGGUUUCUUCGAACGUGAAGGUUACGAUUUAGAAUAUCGUUGCGAUGAACUGUCUCCAGGAGUGUUUAUAUGCCGCGUUGAGUUACCAAUCGAUGACGAAUAUGGAAAAUCGAUUGUCUGCGAAGUUCAACAUAAAGGAAAGAAGAAGGAAUGCGUUGUCCAAUGUGCAUUGGAGUCAUGUCGGAUUCUAGAUCGUCAUGGAGUGCUUCGGAAAGCCAAUCAUGAACCGAGAAGAUCAAGAAAAGUGCAAAACGAUGAUGAUGACUCUGACGAUGACAUUUUCUUUGAUCGUACUGGCGAUGUCGAGAAGAAACGAUUGAAGAAACUUGGUUCAACAUCGACUGAAGCUUUAUCGUAUGAUCAACUCAUGGAACAAGAUCAACAAAUUCUCGACACGAUCAACACAAAAGAGCACAAACUUCAAUUAAUGGUUCAAUUAGAAAAGAGACAAAAAUUGGCAAACGAUGACGAUUUAGAUCAGUUUAUGAAUAAUUUAUCAAAUCUUGAUCAGAAAGUUGACAAAUUUGCAAUAAGUUUGAUUAAAACAGAAAUUCAACAAUUGAAAGUUGAAAGUGAAAAGAUCAAAAAACUCAUUAACAUUGCCAAACCUUCAAUCUCAUUACCACCAAUUGCUUCAACAAAAAGCAAACUUCCACUUUUUGGAAAGCGAAAUAUUCUGAGUCGAAACUUUGGAGUGAAGAAAUCUGAAAUUUCGCCGUUGUCAGUGGUUUGUCAGAAGGAAGAAGUCAAAACAUUUACAGUCGAAGAAGAAGAAGUUGAGGAAGGUUCAAAUAAAAGAAAUGAAAGUGUCGAUAAAUCUUCAUCACCAACAGAAAAUGUGACGAAAGAUUUAGUCGAAGUGUCCACAAAAGUCGUCACAAGUUCUGAUCGAGAUAAAGAUGAGCCAGAAGAUGAACCAGAAGUGAAGAAAUUGAAACUUGAAUCGACUUCGACGUCUGUCAAAGAUAAUUUUAAAUCAACACCUGAAGAACAUUCACCGAAGAAGCGAAAAAACCGAAUUCGAAUCAGAAAUCGACUUCGUGAGAACAUCGACAUGGACGACAAUGACGAAUACAUCGAUGAAGAAAAGAUUUCAACUUGGGUUGCACCUGAAAAUCAAUCUGGCGAUGGUACAACUCAUCUAAACCAAAAGUAUGGAUACUAAUUGAAUUUUAUUAUGAAAUAAAGUAAAUUUAUAAAUUAUAAACGUGUUUGAGGAUUGUUAAGAAGUUUCUGUAAUUAAAUUUUCGUCCAUUGCUAUGAGUGGCAAUUGAGAAUGUUUUGUAUAAGACGUCAAGUUCUUUUUGUGU
Molecule: messenger RNA, 2170 nt
Organism: Clunio marinus
Lineage: Eukaryota; Metazoa; Arthropoda; Insecta; Diptera; Chironomidae
Source: the annotation of a GenBank genome assembly